Molecule: messenger RNA, 423 nt
Organism: Physella acuta
Lineage: Eukaryota; Metazoa; Mollusca; Gastropoda; Physidae
Source: RefSeq, a predicted model, not a curated record
ACCACAAAUCUACGUCAGACUCUAAUUUUGUUUACGAUAUUGCUUAAUUUAAACAUGGAGUUGAGCGAGGAACCAGUGCAAGAUUAUUGGAGUGCCUUGACUAGAUGGUUUGCUUUCGACAACACCGAUACCACCAAUCAUGAAAAUGGCCUAAAGAUCGAUUUUUUCAAGGGCGACUUUUCCUGUCAAAUCCAUCUGUUCACUUGGAAAUCAAACCGGGAAACUUUUGAUUUCCAGUUGUUCAAGGCUAACUUUUCUUUGAAUUUUAAUUUGCUAGAACUGGCAUCUAGAAGGUGUGUUCUGCAGGCGGAGGCGGAACCAGCAAAGAUUUCCACCGGUGCCACAAGCGACGCCUGCGUCAGAAGCGUCAUCAGAGUCUUUGUCGACGGCGUCACUAGAGCUUUCAUCUACGGCGUCAUCUGA